Acanthamoeba castellanii str. Neff is the source of this 846-nucleotide messenger RNA. RefSeq names its product ankyrin 2,3/unc44, putative. The record is from RefSeq and is a predicted model, not a curated record. The transcript has 6 exons. The coding region runs from base 1 to 846 and encodes 281 amino acids. Gene Ontology annotation, molecular function: protein binding. NCBI's taxonomy places the organism in Eukaryota, Discosea, Longamoebia, Acanthamoebidae.
AUGCAGGCACCCAUCAAGGAAAAGAGGGAGCUGGAUGACAAACUAAUCACGGCCUGCCGGGAGGGCGACAUGGCCAAGAUGCUGCGACUCAUGGAGGCCGGGGCGGACGUCAACGCUGUGGGUCCGCUGAACCGCACGCCCCUCAUGACUGCCGCCCUCUUUGGCCACACCGAGAUCUGCCUCCACCUCUUCGACCACGGCGCCAAGCUCGACACCCAGUCGAGCGCGGGCGAGACGGCCCUACACCUGGCGACGCUCAACGGACACUUCAGCGUCGUCGAGUUCCUCCUGCUCGAGAAGGCCGACCCUAACCUCACCAACAGCUCCGGGAAGAAGCCGCGGGACUACGCGCGCAAGAAGGACAUGCGCGACCUCUACGCCAAGGCCGAACGCGGCGAGCUCGACCUCGACAAGACCACCGAGAGGACCGCCGCCGCACUCGUCCAGCGGGACAACAAGGGCCCGGGCUUCAAUCCGUCGAACAAGAUGCUGGGCGAUCUGGUCACCGCUGGCUUCGAGCAGGCCCUCGUGCUCCAGUGCAUGUACCGACUCUUCGAGAAAGGGAGCGACUACAACAGCGUGGGUCUGGUGAUCGCCGAGAUCGGGGAGGUCAAGAAGGAGAGGGCGGCUGCGGAGGCGGCUGCCGCUGGAGGUGCCGGCGAGAAGAUGGACGAGGCCGAACCCGAGGACGAGAAGGCGUGCAAGAUCUGCUUCGUCAACCCCAUCGACAGCGUCCUCCUCAACUGCGGUCACCUGUGCUGCUGCAUGGAGUGCGGAGGGGCGCUGGACCAGUGUCCCAUCUGCCGCUCGCCCAUCGCCAAGAUCGUCCGCACCUUCCUCUCGUGA